Messenger RNA from Phlebotomus papatasi, 5571 nucleotides. RefSeq names its product secernin-1. The record is from RefSeq and is a predicted model, not a curated record. The transcript has 4 exons. NCBI's taxonomy places the organism in Eukaryota, Metazoa, Arthropoda, Insecta, Diptera, Psychodidae. Gene Ontology annotation, biological process: proteolysis. Bases 97 to 1197 code for a protein of 366 amino acids. Gene Ontology annotation, molecular function: dipeptidase activity; cysteine-type exopeptidase activity.
UGCCGCCAGGAGGUGUCAGUGUCUGUCAAACGUGAAAUUUGUGAAAUUUUUGCAGAAAAAUUGGUUUUUGAGCCCCAAAAAGUAACCCCAAAAAUCAUGGCUAGUGAGUAUGGUGAGUGUUUUGUGGUGCUGCAGCCUUUUGCCGAGGGCGGAGGCGCUAUCUACGGCAGGAAUUCCUAUGCAGCGAGGAAUGAGGUGACUGAGGUUCUCUACUUUCCGGCAACUGAGGAUUCUGCCCCCCGAAAGUGCUCUGGUCUGGAGGUUGAGGGUGCCCCUGCGAGGGCCGUAAUCCUCAGUGGCCCCGCCAAUGCAAAUGGAGCUGCAGACAGUGGAGCCAAUGACAAAGGAGUCGCCGUGGGGCUCUGUUUCACUGACAAUGAGGCCCCCAGCGGACUUCUGGGCAUCGAUCUUGUCCGACUUGGCUUAGAGAGAGGAGGAACGGCCUGUGAAGCUGUGGAAGCUAUUGGGGCUCUGGUUGAAAAAUAUGGGACUGAGGGGGGUUCCCAGGCACCCAAAGCUUCCUUCGUGAUAUGUGAUCCCCAAGAAGCGUGGUUCGUAAGCGUUGUAGGGAAUUUAUGGGCAGCAGAGCAAAUUUCUGAGGGCUUUCGGGCGUCUCCUAGGGGUCUCAAUGUCUCCACAAAGAUCGACAAGUGCUCUUCGGAUCUCCAGGAAAAGGCUCAGAGUCUUGGAGUUUGGGAUGGAAGCGGAAGUUUUGACUUUGCAGCUUCAUUCUCAGCUUCUGGAUCCACUGAAGCCUCUUUUCCCCUCAAUUCACCAUCGGCCGAGGGCGCCUUCUCCCUCACGCACAUGUUUCAGCUGAUGCGAGCUGAGGAACUGCACCAGGAGGCCGUGGUAUCCAGCCAUGUGUCCACCUUGUCAGCUUCCGGAGUUUCCUGUCACUGGUUCACUGCUACUCCCAAUGUCAGGGAAUCAGUCUUCAAGCCAUUUGUCUUUACUGCCAGUGCCAGGAUCUCCCCACUGACUGUCCUGGAUGCCAGCAAGAGUGACCAGACGCUGCUCUUCAAGUACCAUCGGGGAAGAAAUUGGGCAGCUGUGGGCAAUCUUCUGGCAUCGCUGGAGGAGACUUGCGUGGCUGAAGUCAAGGAUGUCCUGGCCAAUAUUCAGGACCCUGAGAACAAUGAGCUGGACGACUUGAUGAAGGAUUGCGUGGAAGCUGAAGUGAAAUUUUAUCGCUAAAUUCCAAAAGGGCCGUGAGUCUCCUUUCCUUUUUACAGUUCUGUCCUGAAAAUAUUGGAGCACUUUUUUCCCAUCAAUCUCAUUAUUUAUUUAUCGCUAUUAAAAUAUUUAAAAGAUUUUUUUAAAAUAAAAUUUUAUUACAAUAAAAACAUUUUUCGAUAAAAGUAUUUAUCCAGACUCAAUAAAAAAUCUUGGAUAACUUGGAUAAGAUAAAUAUUUAUCCGGAAACGUCGCUAAUAUUGUCUUUCGAGAAAUUUGAAAAGUACACUUGAAUUUCAAACAAACUUGUCUGAAAAAGUUACUUCAUUACACUUAUCCGAUUUAGGAUAACACGUACAUGUUGAUAAAACAUCUAGGAUAAUUGUAGUAAUGAGCAGACUUAACUCGAAAUUCUCCUCUACUCUUCUGGAUAAUUUUCCACGGCAUUGAAAUCAUGAGGAUAACAAAGUAAAAUUAUCCAGAUGCAAUCAUAUCCUGGAUAAAAUAAUUACAGUAAUCCUGAUACACUCAAUCCCGGCAUUAAGUCCUUCGGGAUUAUGCACCUGACGGAAUUAUGCACAUACAAUUAUGCAAGUUUGCCUACCAUUGGGAGUCAAUUUAUGAAAUCAUUUUUGAAAUACGCCUAAAUGUAUACUAUGUUGCUACGCGGGUAAUUUGAAAAAAAAUUGCUACUUUUUCAGAAUAAAACUUUAAUUUCUUUUAUUAAGGUAAUUUUUUUUUUAAAUAUUCUGAACAUUUAUUGAAGAACUCUGGCCAAAAAGUACUGUUUGUUAAUGCAUUUUUAUUAAACAGGUGAAUCUUUUUGUUUGAACUACUUUUACUCCGCGCGAAAUUCGUUCUACGGCCGAUUUAUUCAGAAGAAAUCCCCUGCAGUUAUGCAAAUUUUCUCGAUGCGUAAUGCCAUUUUGAGCGUUUGUUUUUUGGUCCCGAAAAUAUGCAUAACGCCGGGAUCUAGUGUAUCUUACAAAUAUUACUACGAAAAAAAUUAGUAUGCCUAUAUCAAAGAAAUUGAAAAAGAUAAUUAUCAGGAUAAUACUUUCACGCUCAUGAAACAACUAAGAUAACAAUAAAAAAUGAGCAAAGACAAUACUUUCAUAUUCAGGACAAAUACAGAUUCUCUACCUCUUCUGAAUAAUCAUUUUUUUUGAUAAGUUAUCAAGAUAACAAAUGAAAAUUAUCCAGAUAUUAUCAUAAAAAACUUCGAUAUCUCGGAUAAGGUAUUCAGAAUUAAGGAGGCGUAUAUCAAAUAAAUUCAAAUAAGAUUCCAAACACUUUGAUAAUGUUCAUUAUAAAUUACUAUGAUAUUAUCUACAUUCUGAUUAAAUAACUAGGAUAACGUUAAAACAAUGGUUCAAAACGGUAGCUCCAUAUUCUCACUAAAUACAGGUUUUUUACCUCUUGGAUAACGAUUACUUGGUCUCUAGGGUAACAUGUGGUAUUUCGGGGCACUUUUUAGCAUUUUCAAAUUUCAAACAGCCUAAUGACUUCUCAAAUUAUUUUUUUCUUUGUUGAUACAAAUAUUUAUGUUCCUUAUUCUAUCCAGAAUAAGAUUCUUACCGAAAAAUGUUGAAAAAUGCAUAAUUUUUUAUUCAAAAUAGCAAAAAAUGUAAAGAAGUAAAAAUGGUGUAUUUCGGGACAAUUUGGGUAUUUCGGGACAGGUACAAAUCGCUAUUAAGCAAAUAAAUGUCACUGAGCCUGACUAUUUAUCUUUAAGUAGAAGGUCUAAAUUUCACUCUUUUAUAAAAAUUUUGUUUAAAUUUCACUUGUAAAGUGGCUUAAAACGAAAAAAAAACUCAGCACGUUUGUGUUGACAUCUGCAAAAUUGACCACACUGAAGGUUUUGUAAAAAGUGGAAUGUGAUACUCACAAUUCACACGUAGAGCUUAAAAUUUCAUAUAGAAUUUACAAAUAAUAAGAAAACAAAUAUUUAGAGGAUUUUCGAUGUGUCCAGAAAUACCCAUAUUAUGUCCCGAAAAGCACCUUUUCCAGAAAUACCACACGUUAUCCUAAGUCACUAAUGUAGCAAUAUAAUUCUUCAUAAUUUAUCAAAUUUAAGAGUUUGAAGCUUCUAUCCAGAAGUUUUGAUGAUUGUAACUGUUUUGGAUAAUUAAUGCGAGAAGCAAUAAUGCUUCAAAGCUGGCUAUAAUGAUUAUCCAGACAAGAAAUAUCUGACUAUUGUUUACGAUAAUGAAAAUAAUAAAUAUAACACCACGAAGAAAGUUAUAUUAGUUUUUUUGCAUUACUUGGAUAAACGAGUUGACACAUUUUAUUUCAUUCAGUUAUUUUUUAAUUUGUUGAAUAGUUAGAUAACAAAAUUCAUAAAACUUCUGUAGUGCUUGAAUUAUAUCAAGAGUAAAAAAUAUGAGUUCCUGAAUUACUUUUAAAAUAUUGGGAAAAAACUAAUACCAAUAACAUUUAAAUUUAUCUGACUACUAUGACUAUUUUCACAAAUAACUUUAGAAAUGUCAAAAACUAUAACUAUUAGAGGGUUUUCUGUACAAUGAUCACUGAUAUUUCUCGUAUUUCAUUUGUAAUGUACUUGGGAUUAUUCAAAAAAAUUUUGGAUAAUCCUUAUAUCAUGAUAGACGUCAAUCAGAGUUAUCUAAACUAUUUAUAAAACCACAAUUGUUUUUUUUUUCAAUUUUCAGGUUAAAUAGAUUAGGCUCUGUUUUAUCCCGGAUAAUCAUGAUAAGUGUACUCUGAAAAAAUGUCUUGUUAAACGAACAAAUGGAUUUUGUUGAAAUUUUGUCAAAAGGUUGCUAUUUACCAAUUUGACAAAACAUUGUCUUGUAUUUUACAUGGAAAAAUACCCUUUUGACAAACUUUUAUCAAGAUCCAGUUGGCCGCCGAUUUGACAAAACUUUUCCAUAUUCUGUAUGAAAGAACAUCCUUUUUACAAACUUGUCUUGUUAAUUUGACAAAACAUUUUUUUCAGAGUAGUAAAUAUUCCCAAUCUUGGUUUAUCCUAUACUCAUCGGACAAAAAAAUGGAUAAUAGCAGUAAAUCAUCAGAAUUUUUAAAUUUUUGCAAAAAACUAAUUUGGAUCCGAAUUUUGGAUAAUGGAUUAUCAAUAAUCGGAUAAUAAUGCAUAGUUGGAUAAUCGUUAUCUAUUAUCAAAAUAACCAAAACGUUAUUAUAAAAACAACCGAAUUCAUAGUUUGUGGUCAACGGACGGGACGGACGAUACUUAGAACAAUUGCCGCGAAAGGGCAAUUGGGAGACAGACGAAAACGGACGAAAAAACGAGGAACAGGCAGACUUGGAUUGGACGCCUAAGAGAGCGGACGUAAAAUAAAAAGUUUUAAAGAUAAUCCGAGUGUUUAAUUAAAAAAAUAUAAUGGAGUCUACAAGUUAUUUUUUAUUUUUUAUAUCAGAACUGUCUAAUAGUACUUUGGAUCAUUCAGCAGUGAUUUGGAUAAUCUUUGUAAAUCAUCGGGAUUGAAAAAUUGUCAAGAAAAACAUUAAUCCUGUUCUGAAUCAGUCGGUUAUUUAAUUUUUUGCUCAGUAUAGUCCUCAUGAUCGACCGGAGAAUUAUUAGUUUCCGUCUUCGGUCUGGAUAAUCGUGAUAAAAUAUUAGCGAUCUUAUAUACAUGUUUGUAAGUUUUUUAAAAAACCUAUGACCUUUUAUUAUGUCGAUAUAUUUUCAGAAGAGUGUGAUAAACUUUCUAAAAUCAACAAUGCUCCAAUAUUUUCAGGAUAGGACUGUAAUUUCCUCUCAUUUUUUUGUAUUUAUAUUUGUUUUAUACAAUUUUUAAUUUUGAUAUUAUUUUACCCAAUAUUUUUUAUUGAUUUAUUUAAUUUGUUUUUUUUUAUCGAAAUACCUUCGCAAUUAUGCGAUACUUUACUGUGACUUUGUGAUUUAUUCAUUCCAAAUGACUUAUUAUUUUAUAUUAUUUUAUGACGCAAAUAAAACCCCUUUAGAAUUUCUUUUAUCAACAAUACAGCGUACUUUCUAUUUUUCUUUGCUUUUGCAAAUAUUGACAAAAAGUGGAAAGGGAAAUUUGCAAUAUUUCCUCUGAUAUAAAGUAUUAAAAUAUUUUAGAAAAGAAAUAUUACUGAAUGGGAAAUUGAUUGCGAGAUAACACUCGAGGGCACCGUAACGGAAAAGGUAUUGAAAAAAAAGAAGAUCAGAGAAGGAAAGCACAAAGAGCAUUUUAUUAAUGGAUUUUUUUUACUGCUGAGAGUAGGUUUUGAAUAACAAGUAUUGAGGAAAAGACGCCUUCACAAUUUUACUAGUAAUCUCUUAGGGGCUUUAUCAAUGAGCUGAAUAUGAUGCGAUAUUAUCAAAACAUACCUUUAUCACGUAAUAUUUGUCUCUUAUAAAAUUGCAUGUAUUCAAGAUGAAAAGUGAAUAAAGCUAAUACAUGAAAUUAA